Molecule: messenger RNA, 1514 nt
Organism: Nymphaea colorata (pocket water lily)
Lineage: Eukaryota; Viridiplantae; Streptophyta; Magnoliopsida; Nymphaeales; Nymphaeaceae
Exons: 2
Coding region: 269-754 (161 amino acids)
Source: RefSeq, a predicted model, not a curated record
UUGAUGUCUAUGGGUUGUCGUUGUUGCUGGUGGUUGCUCGCGGUUGGGGAUAGCCGGCUUUUUUCCGUUUCGUGGUUGAGGAAGACGCCUGGCAGCCACCGGCGGGAAUGGAAGGAGGAAAUAUCGAGAGAAAGAGUGAGCCGGAGCUUUGAGAGAAGCCCCUCCUCUUCGUCGCGUUCCGGCUCUUGCUUUUGCUUCCGCUCGGGAGGUUGGAGAGGUCCCUUCUUGGAUCUUUUUGGUUUCCCUUUGUUUUUCAGGUUCUCCGGACAUGGGUAGCGCCGGAAUGCGGGUGAUCGCCGCCGUGGCCCUCUCCGGCUGCAGCCUUCUCCUCAUGGCUUUGAAACGGAGGUGGAUUCUCGGAGGCGGGAGGGAAGAGAAAGAGCCCGCCGGUUCCUCCAUGGUGGUCUACUCGCUCAAGUCUCUCUGUUGCGAAGCCUCGGCUGCGGACGCCGGUGUCAACGGACUGACUGCCGGCGUCGUGCAACCGCCUCCUCCGGCGAAGUCCUCCUCAGGCAAAAAAAAGAAGGUGAGCUUCUCAGGGGAUGUAGAAGAGCCAAGCAGCAACAAUGUUGAAUACAGAGGGCGGCACGUACGAGUCUCCACCGGGAAGAGGAGGAGAGAGAAGAGAAUGGAUCUUUCGCGAGUGAAGCCGCAGUCGGCAUCGAGGUGCGAGUUGCCGGCGAACCGGAGGGCCCUUUAUCAUGCGAUGUCACAGUUCCAUUCGCAACGAGCGACGGCCGUUCUAUACGCUUAGUGCGUGGGUUUGGAUUUUGUGGAUGUUGGUGGUGUAAUUGGCAGAGUUUAUGAAACUUUGGGGUUUCCACAGUUGCUGGUCUGUUUGGAAAUGAGGAGAAGAUAAUUGGAAUCUGAAAGGUGAAUCAGAAUUUAUUGCUUGGGAGCUUGAAUAUGUUAAGUUGUAUUGCGUGGGACGGGAUUUGCCGUGCCCCAAUCUCUUGGUCUUCCAGCACAACGGCAAACUCUGGUAUAUUUUAGCUGGCAGAACCAAAUUUGGAUACUUCUUUUCGUCUCCAACCUGUACAAGCUUAAUUUGGCAGCCAAUUUUCAAGGAAAUGCCACGACCUCCAUCAACUUCCGUCGACUGCAAGGAUUUGCAAAAUCUGAUAGCUUCAAGAUCCUCAACUAAGAUAUGGAGGAUAUGGCAUUUAGGUAUGUAAAGAUAAACUCCUAAAAAGAGAAACAGAACAGUGAGUAUGUGAAUUUUCUGCAUCAUGGUAGGAACUGCCAGCUCCCCUUCUCAAUUGUCUGCUAUUUGAAGUGGGAAUUCGCCCAGGUGAAAAUCAAAUUCUACGCUCUGGUAAGAGGUGUGAGAAGAUACGGCGAAUUCCCCUCUGAUUGCACGAGGAGAUGAGCCAUGUAGAACGUAGGAUAUGAUGCUUCGACUAAGGUCUCCCUUGAAUUUCUUCUUGUGUCUUUGCUCAACGCUCCUGUAAUGUUGUGUAAGAAUUCUCUUCCAUAUCAUAUGUAUAUUUCUUUAUAAUUUUGUGAGAGGAUAA